AUGUCCGACGCCAUGUUCGAGGAGAACCAGGUCUGGUACCGAGUCCUGCGCAUGCUCAACUUCUCGAUUCCUCACGCUGACUAUGCCGCGAGCUAUGCCGAUGAUCUGAGCCAGAGCGCAGCUUGGGGCGCUUCCAUCGAAGCCACUCAUGGCCGCCUCAUCGACUUCCUGCAAGACUCGCCGGCCGAUGAUGGCAUUGCGCUCGACGACCACUUGAAGAUGGCACGGACAAAAGCCGUCAAGCCGAUCCGAGAGAUGCUCGCGCCGUAUGCUGUUGCCGCAGCCACGCUUCCGUCCGGCCUCAUGUUGCCGUUUACCGGUCGCAACGGCCUCAAGUCGUUGGCCAGCGAUCGUCCGCCGCCGACGCCCGAUGCGACGGGUGAUGACGACACGCGACCCCGCUUGCUCUCCAUCGACAUCGUCAAGGCCAACUGGACUGUGCUUGCCCUCCGAUGCCGAGCAGAAUGUGGCAUCGCUGGGCGUGAGCCAUGGCUCUCGUGGCCCGAUGCGCUGGAGGCACUCGGUCUCCCGCCGCUCUUUGCUCACCAUCGGUUCUUCCGCCAGUGGGCCGUCUCCACCACUCCAGAGGUACCUGCUGCUGCUGUUGUUGAUCUCCAACAGCAGCUUGUACUCCACGCCCAGGCUAGCCUUGCCCUGGCCCUCGGAGUGUCUGCUUCUGAUCUCGACGCUGCCGUCGUCUUCCGCUCCAAUGACGAGGUCGUCUUUGACCUCGACGUUGCCCCGGCUUCCCUCGACGACCUACACGCUGCCCUCGCUGCGGGCCUGGACCUUGGUGCACCUUGGCUGGCUGGCGAGCCGCUGUGUCUUGGCUCACAUCUCCACGCCACGGCCUACUCGCUCCACGCGGUCGAAUCGGGCUUCAUCAAGCACAUCACUCAUGUUGACGGAGCCGCACAGCGUCUCCUCACCACCUUUGCUGUGCCUGGCCAUGCAUUCUGGUCGAUGACCACCAAGUACGUGCUGGGCAUCGAGCGGAAGUUCCACCAUACCCUCGAGGAUCCAAUCUGUGCCUCGCUUCACAAUGCUGGUCUCGCACCCGGACAGGUCAAUGCUGCAGCUGUCGCGGAUCUCGCUGCUCAGGCCACUGCUGCUGCUGCGGAUCGGGACUUUCCCUACGGCAGGUCUGCGCAUCGCCACAUCCGCAUUGGACCGUCGGCGCUGGUUCCAGUUGCGCCGCACGUGUUCGUCGGAUCCAAGCUCGACGCGGCAUCUCCCGAGCUGCUCGCGGCGCUCGGCAUUGUUCGCGUCAUCAGCGCACGAGCCAAGCAGAGCAGGUCUGUAGAAGCUGCCCGUGCACUGUUGCGGGAUCUGGACGAUACUCCAAACAUCGGUACGUCUGAUGAGCAUGCUAUCAUGUUUAUCGGGCCCGAGACGUCUGCAGGAGGCGCGGCGGCGGCCGCAGCGUUUGCGGUGGCGCGGCUCGGCUCGUCCGCAGCCGCGGCCAAGCGGAUGCGUUGA
Molecule: messenger RNA, 1479 nt
Organism: Thecamonas trahens ATCC 50062
Lineage: Eukaryota; Apusomonadida; Apusomonadidae
Exons: 2
Coding region: 1-1479 (492 amino acids)
Source: RefSeq, a predicted model, not a curated record